CUUAUGAGAAACCACGAAAACCAAACUUAAUAAAAAAAAAUUCCCCAAAGAACCACGCUCCCGCAUUCUCUACACUCAUUCCGUCGCCGUAGGCAGCAGCAGCGGCGCACGCAGGGGAGAGCGAGAGGAUUGAGGGGACGAGGAGAAGACCAUCGGAGGCGAUGGGGCUGGGCGUGCGGGCGGCGCCGUUCACGUACGUGGCGCACGCGCUGGCCGUGGCGGCGGCGGCCAUGGUGUUGGUCUGGUGCAUCCACUUCCGGGGCGGGCUCGCCUUCGAGGCCACCAACAAGAAUCUCAUCUUCAACCUUCACCCUGUUCUUAUGCUGAUUGGCUAUAUUAUUCUCGGCAGUGAAGCUAUAAUGAUAUACAAAGUACUUCCUACGUGGAACCAUGACACAACUAAGCUUAUCCAUCUGAUUCUCCACGCAAUUGCGCUUGUGCUUGGUGCAUUUGGAAUAUACUGCGCUUUCAAAAAUCACAAUGAAACCGGAGUUGCCAAUCUUUACAGCCUGCACUCUUGGCUUGGUAUCGGAACAAUUUGUUUAUAUGGUAUCCAGUGGAUAUUCGGAUUCGUUGCAUUUUUCUUCCCUGGUGCUGCACCAAAUGUGAGGAAGGGCGUUCUUCCUUGGCACAUACUUUUUGGGCUCUUCGUCUACAUUUUAGCGCUGGCUACUGCAGAACUCGGGUUUCUGGAGAAGCUCACUUUCCUCCAGAGCUCAGGCCUUGACAAAUAUGGCGCAGAGGCAUUUUUGGUGAACUUCACUGCAUUGGUAGUCGUGCUAUUUGGUGCUUCUGUCGUGGUAGCUGCUGUAGCUCCAGCUCGCCUGGAAGAACCACAGGGUUAUGCUCCAAUCCCAGAAAACUAGUGCAUAUCAAAUGUACAGCAUAUACAGUUGCCGGAAUUCUCUGUUACCAUGGUGAAAUAAUAUAUCCAUGCCUCUUCUUUAAAAGAAAGAAGAUACUGGAAUCAUCACAAUAAGAAUAUAGUGCAUCUUCAUUGUGUGUGUAUAUACAUUGUGUGCUACUUCAAAUUUGUAUAUAUGAAGCUACCAUGAAACACUGAACAUCCUGCUUGCUUGAUUAAUGAAAUGCUUGUAAUGCUA
Messenger RNA from Phragmites australis (common reed), 1103 nucleotides. Its product is annotated as probable ascorbate-specific transmembrane electron transporter 1. The record is from RefSeq and is a predicted model, not a curated record. The coding region runs from base 162 to 866 and encodes 234 amino acids. Gene Ontology annotation, molecular function: oxidoreductase activity. Lineage: Eukaryota; Viridiplantae; Streptophyta; Magnoliopsida; Poales; Poaceae. The transcript is spliced from 4 exons.